AUGGAGGAGACACUUCGUCUGCAGUUCGGCACAGCCUCCACGACGAUCGGCACGCAGUGGUUAGCGUUGCAACAAGCCAAUGGAGUUGCCAAGACUCCACACCUGCUGGCCUUCGAGGCUAAAGGGCGCGUCAGGAGACAGACCCGAGCUGCACCCAAGCAACAGGAAGACACGACGACAUGGGGUGGAAAUGUGCAUGUAUACGACCAAUCGGGGGCGGAACCAGUGAAUGAAUCAAGCAACAACGGAUUGUGGAGCUGGGGCAGCCUCAGUGAGCACAACCUCGUGGAGGUGGAUGAAUUCCGUCCACACAUGCCGUUGCACAAUUUCUAUGAAGGUCACGCCGUUUCUAAUGGAGGAAACAUUGGCAACACGACGAUGGAACAUGCAGAAGAUCGAGUGCGAACUGUACUGGAGGCGUGUGAUCAGUUGCGACUGGUGCAAGGUCUUGUGGAUAUGGACUCGUCGUGGGGAGGCCUGGCGCAUGAGAUGAUGACGUACGUUGCUGAGGAGUGCCCUGGUGCAGUGAUCAUGGCAGUCGGCAACGACUGGAGUUAUCCGAUGGCUGCGGAUGACGAAGACGCGAUGUUUCGGGCUGAGCAGAACGCCCGAGAUCGCACGAAAACUGAGGCGAGGAAGCGAAUCAACGUGGCGUCGUCCGUGGCACUGUUGUCUGAAGUGUCCCAUUUGCUUGUGCCCGUCGCGAUGUCUUCGAACUCACUGCCAAGCGCAAGGUUUUCACAACUCGGACUGAACCGGUCGAGCUGCGGAGAAGUUGCCACUCUUGUUGCCACUGCACUGGAACUCGCAUUGUCAGCACAUCGAGGACAACCAGCAUACGAACUGUUAGAGGGAUUCCAAAUCAGCAGGAAGGUCGUCGAACUCGCUGCGUCGUUCCCAUACAUUUCGGAUCCGACGUUGGUGUUGCGUUGCAUUAGCGAAAGUGUCACCCGUGAAGUUGGCCGCAACAGCUCGACGCAAGAUCCAUUCCAGAACUUUUCGCUGCUUCCUGCAAUUCAGCAAGCAGUCAGAGACGAAGCUGGCAGCAACAAGACGUUCUAUCGACGUUUGCACCUCCGUGGAUCGUUCAGUAGCAACUCGUCGCUGCGGUCUGCCAUCGACACUUUUCCCGUGUCGCCACGCGAUGUUGCGUUGCGCUGGUCUGAUGCGUCUCCUCUUGAAUUGCCAGACACUUACCGCCUUCAGACACUACAGAGCUCGUCCGUCGAUGGCAUUUCUCAGUUGGCGUUGUCAAGUCGGACUGGCAAAUACUUGUCAACCUUGGCGCAACGUGUUGCAAAAAACGACAAGCGCACGUUAAGCAACAAAAACCUAUCCAGCAGCCACAACAAAGUGAAAAACCGCCGCAAGAGCCAAGUACAGCGAAAGGGGCCACUCAUUGCCAAGAGGCCCACGUUGCCUACCAAAGAAACGGAUCGAAUGUUCGGUGCCCGACGUACAGACUCGAGGCGGAGCGAAGGCGCUGUGCCCUUCAAUAGCCGCCGCAGCGUCGAGGAGGAUUCGUGGACAGAGGUGGAGCGACAAGAACUUGACCAUGCCACUUCCUUUGUGUCGGACAGUAUGUACCUAGUGAUGGAGAGUCCGGCUGGCGCUCUUUACAUGGGCGAAACGGUGCAUUUCAAGGUGCACGCACUGUGUGACCAGUCGACGCUGGGGAGAGCAGCGGCAGGAAUUGGUGGCAAGAAAAAAGUUGCAAAAGAUGAAAACGACGACAUGAUGCACGGAACGCUAUUCCUCACCAGUUACCGACUGCUUUUUCGCUCUUUUCAUCAUCACGAAGAGGAAUUGGUGGAAGUUCACUUGCAUAACAUUGCCGAGCUGGCAGAGUUUCGCGUGAAUGGGAAACUGGGUCCCAUGAGCCAACUGGAAGUUGCGUGCAAAAACUUCGAGUUGCUAAAGUUUAAUUUCCCUGGAGACGCAGCAUCGGGCGACGCCUACGUGAAAAUCAGCCAGAUACUGAUGGGCAAACUCGCGCCGGCCGCGUAUGUGUUCGCUCGUCAGCCAGACACUUCUGGGUGGGCAGCAUACGACCCUCAGGCCGAGUUCACUCGCUUGGGCUUCAAGACGCCAAAAAGUAGCGCACAGAUCGGCGGAUUCCGCGUCACACACGUGAACAAUAACUACAAAAUGUCUCCGACCUAUCCCAGCGCGUUUGUGGUGCCGGCAUCGGUGUCUGAUGGCGAGUUGCGCAAGAUCAGCUUCUUCCGAGCUCGUGGGCGUGUGCCAGCCGUGACAUAUCGCCACAAGAACGAUGCGGUAGUGGCGAGGUGUGCACAGCCACUUGUUGGACUGCGAAGGAAACGAUGCACCUCGGACGAAGCGUACAUGGCUGCUCUUCGACGAGAGUGCAAAGGAAAAUUGCUUUUCAUCGACUGUCGAAGCCAAACCAGCGCGUAUGGCAACAUUGCCUUGGGUGGAGGCUUUGAAGUGUUGGACUAUUACAAGGAAACCAACAUCAUGUUUAUGGGUAUUGAGAAUAUCCAUUCCAUGCGAGAUUCGAUCCGCAAACUCUUCGAUCUCAUCAAGAACGAAAUCCGCGGCAACGAACGACCAAACUGGUUAUCGUGUCUUGAGAGCACUCGGUGGUUAGAACACGUGCGCUCGAUCCUCGUGUCGUGCUCCGUCUGUGUGACGAAGCUCGUUGAAGGCACGAGCUUAGUGAUCCAUUGCUCGGAUGGUUGGGACCGUACCGCUCAGAUCACGGCUCUAGUGAAACUAUGUGCAGAUCCAUUCUACCGAACGAUAAAAGGAUUCCAGGUCUUGAUUGAGCAAGAGUGGUGCGCCUUUGGACAUCAAUUCCGUGCACGCUCGGGGCACACGGACACGCAAGCGGGUUACUGGGAAGAUGACAGCACGUCGCCUGUAUUUAUGCAAUUCGUGGACGCCGUGUGGCAACUCAUGCGCCAGUUCCCUUGCUCGUUCGAGUUCAGCGAGCGCUACCUCAUCGCUCUGCUUGAUGAAGUGUACAAUUUCCGGAAUCCGUUCUUCCUGGUGCCUCUAAGUGGCGGAGGAUCGAAGAGCAAAUCUCCAACAGUGCUGCAAUGCAAGUGGCAUACGAGCUCGUUGGCCAUCUGGUCGUCGUUUUAUCUGCGCUCGCUGGAAUCCAAUGACUCACGGGACGCAUGGGCCAAGGAACUACAAGUCACGCAGCGUGAACUUCAAGACCAGCUGAGUGCCGCACACCAACAGCUGCAGUCCCAAGUGGAGCAGAACUCGGAUCUGCAGAGUGAGCUGGAGCAGCUUCGACGAGAACGCGCACAGCUGGCCCGGUUACUGGAAGGUGAGGUGUACAGCGACACGUUGAACGGCUUGCUGGUGCACGAGGAGGACGAGGAGGAAGACGGCGUGUUGCUCAGUGUGACGCCUGUGGUCAUACUUCGACCCCAAGCGACACGAAGCUCGAUCGAUUGA
Phytophthora infestans T30-4 is the source of this 3432-nucleotide messenger RNA. Its product is annotated as myotubularin-like protein. Gene Ontology annotation, molecular function: phosphatase activity. The coding region runs from base 1 to 3432 and encodes 1143 amino acids. The transcript has 11 exons. The record is from RefSeq and is a predicted model, not a curated record. NCBI's taxonomy places the organism in Eukaryota, Oomycota, Peronosporomycetes, Peronosporales, Peronosporaceae. Gene Ontology annotation, biological process: dephosphorylation.